Molecule: messenger RNA, 5472 nt
Organism: Ziziphus jujuba (common jujube)
Lineage: Eukaryota; Viridiplantae; Streptophyta; Magnoliopsida; Rosales; Rhamnaceae
Product: AP2-like ethylene-responsive transcription factor At2g41710
Exons: 5
Coding region: 3590-4351 (253 amino acids)
Biological process (GO): regulation of DNA-templated transcription
Molecular function (GO): DNA binding; DNA-binding transcription factor activity
Source: RefSeq, a predicted model, not a curated record
GUUUAAUGAAAUAUACCCAUAUUCUUUCAAUUUUUUUUUAUUUAACCAUCUAUGUCUAUUUUAUCCCUAAUAAAAAUUAAAAAUAACUUGAAUGUCUUUUUUUUUUUUUUUUUUUUUUUUUUUUUUUUUUUUUUUGGGAGAACCCACGCCUCAGUCCCAAGUCCCUUCCUUUUUUCUACAGAUAAUCCCUUCCAUUAAAAACAAAAAAAUCACUGCUUUCUUCUCUCAGCUUUCUUCUUUCUCCGUAAAAAAGCAUCUCUCAUCUUAAGUAUCUGUGUAUUUUUUUCAGUUUGAUUAUUUGCAAAAACAAAAAAAAAUAGCUUGAUACGUGGAUAUUAUUGUAUAUAUUGUAGAUAUUGCUGUGGAUAUUGCUCUGUUGCCUACGAUAAAGCAGUGGCAGUUCGAUCUCUAAGCCUUGCCAACUGACCUUAUCAGCAGGUAAUUAAUUAAUUAAUUAUUGGAGGAGGAGUUAAGGAGCUGAGUAAUGGGAUUGGGGACUGAGUAUUGCGACGCCAUAGCAGAGAUCAUAGAGAAAGAGAGAGUGAGAGGGAAAAGGAUCGUGUGGGGAAGGGAAAAGGAAAGGAAUGGAGUAAAAAAAAUAAAAAAAUUAAAAACAGAUAACAGAGAGAGAGAGAGGGAAAUUGGAUGCGAAAUGUGAUAGACGGGAUAUUGGCAAGAGAGAGAAAUCGUACGUGGUUUAUAGAGUAAGGGUAGAGUUGGAAUAAUGAAAAGAAGGUGGGUAGAUAAAAAAAAAUUUAAAAGAGAAGGACUUUAAAAUAAGGGUAUUGGACUAAAUUCUCCAGAUUUUAUGUGAUUGAGGCUUGCUCAAUAACGCGCCUAGUUUGGAUUUUGAGCAUGCUUGACUUUAGCCCAGCACCUGAUAAGGUUUGAUCCAAUCGAAAAUGAGAUAUUAUUUCAAUAAUAUUUUCAAUUAAAGUUUUAAUUACAUUUUAUUUUAUCUAUUUGAGCUAUUCCUUUGUAUUUUUCACUGUAUAUUCCAAAAUAAAUUAAAAUAUUUUUAAUGGUAUGAAAUGAGGUUUAUGAUAAAACAAAAUUAAUAAAGCUUAAAAAACUACCGACUCAUCAUCACAUCAUAGCAAUAAAAAGAUACAACACAUACCAAAUAUUAGUAGCUAUUUAAUAUGCAUGUUGUAUGUAGUUGCCUCCAUCACCAAGUUUAAUCUCAAAUAAUGCAAGGGUUGGGAAAUGAAUAUAACCUGACUUAUAGAAAUUCAUUGAUGUUUAUAUUUUUAUUGAUAUCAGAAAUAGAGAGAAUAAAACUAGUAAUUAUUGGGGGGGAAAAAAAAAUAGUAGCUUUAUCAUUGAUGAAUGAAUUUGAGUCAUUUAGUUAUAAAUUUUUUGUGUAUAAUCCAUACUAAGGACAAUUCAAUCUCCUAUGAUUUUGUCACCCACUCUCAUUUGGCACUAGUAGAGCUAUUGAUGAAAACCAUUAGCCUCUCAUGAUUUUAAGUUUUUAAUAUGCAUCAGAAUGUACAGUAAGUUAGUAACUACUGGUAUUCGAUUACUAUUUAAAUACUGACUGCUAAAUUACAUUUUUCAGUAUUUUUAUUAUUAAUUUUUGAAGUGGGUGCAGAUUGAGAUUUGAGAGAGACCAUUAAGAAGUCGGUUUGUUUCUUUAGCAACUACUUACAAUACAAUAAGAAAUAAAACGUUUAAAAACCUUAUAGCAAAUCAUUAACCCAACUGUAUCAAGUAAUUAAAUAGCUAGUUUAUUAUGGUGUAUGUCGGCAUAAUAUGCAUGCAAAAGAAUAUUAUAUGAUAUGUGAUACCAUUGUAAAAAUCGUCAUUGCUCCGUAUUGGCAACAAACUUCAUUCCUGCCCGCAAGAUAUUUUUAUUUUUAUUUUUUUUAAAGUGAGAAAAGCACACAGAAUCUCAAUUAUAUAAAUGCUUGAAAACAAUAAACGAUGAAUCCUAAGAAGUUGAACAACCCCACAGAUUACAAACAAUCAAGUUCCCUGUCGCCUAACUGCCUGUUUGACAGACAUUCCAUAUCAAGUCUUCUAUUACAGAAAAAACAAGUGAGAAAGGUCAUUCUGGAGUAUUCUUAUAUAUGUUCACUGUUCAGGGUAUAUGCCAAAAAAAAAAUUGUUUGUUUUGCAUGGACAACUCAUCCACUUUAGUGACCACUAUUUUAAACAAAUUCACUUUUCUACUUUAAACUAAAAUUAUCUUAUUAUUUGUUUCUUUAAUCGUCGACGCUUGCUGCUGGAAGGAUGGUCAGCAUGAUGGCGUAUAUAUUUGGAGAACUUUUGUUUAAUGACCCAUGAAACUAUAUAGAAGUUAUUAUCAUUGUGUAUAUAUAUAUAUAUAUAUAUAUGGAAUCAUAUGUACCAGAAUACAUAUAUAUAGAGAGAGAGGUAUAAAACUGGUAUGUCAUUGAAUCGUGCCAAUUAUAGCAUAAAACUGGCAGUGGCUUUUAACCUAUAACAAAAUAAGCCAAGUAGACCAACCAACCAAUAUGUAAAAGUUGAUCCAAGACCAUGAAACUAACCAUAUACAUAGAGAAUGGACAUUCUAGUUUGUCUUAUGCUGCCCUGUUUUCAUCGUCUCUAUUGUCUUUUGUUACAUUACAGCUGUUAAAAACAAAUAUAAAAUGCAAUAUAUCAGACAAAAUAAGCAAGCAUGCAAAUUUUUUCACUUAUAUAUGUAUACAUUGACUCGAUCAAAAACCACUCCACCAGUCAAGAAAACAGAGAAAGGAAGAAUUUAAAGGUAACAGAGGAAAAAAGAGAUAAAUUGAUCGUCAAGGAAACAAUUGAUAAUACAUCAAGAUAUGGAAUUCAUGGUAAAGAAUGAAGAGAAUUCCAUGGGGAGGCGCCGCCUUUGCAUGGCAGACGAUGAGGUACUGGCAGUGGGGUGUGUGAAGAGACGGCGAAGAGAUUCAGCUUUAGUUGCAUUAAGCUGUGAUGAUAAUAACCAGCAGGGUCAACAGCCACAGCAAGAAGCUGGUCAUCAAACUUCUUCUGCCACAACCGUGAAGAGAAGCUCGAAAUUUCGCGGUGUCAGCAGGUCUUUUAGGAUUUAACAGAUCUUCUUUAUGGAUGUAUAGAUUAUUGACACAAGUUUCUCACCUUACUAAUAUACGUAGAAUCUGAUUAAAAUGAUCACAGACAUAGAUGGACCGGUCGGUAUGAAGCCCAUUUGUGGGAUAAGCUUUCUUGGAAUGUAACACAGAAGAAGAAAGGGAAACAAGGUAUGUGAUUUCUUUCUUACUUUUCGCUCCUUUAGAAUAUUAAUCAUUUUUCUUCUACCCUAUUAUGGAUAUUGACUUUUGAAUUUUCUAUGCCUUUAUGUUCUCUUUCUCUUAUGCACUUUGGAUUUGGUUAUUUCGAACGGACUGAGCAGUUUACCUUGGUGGGUUAUUUUCGCUCUUUCCUAAAGCUUUUUUUCUGUUAUGAGUAUGAUAUGAGAUAAUUAGAGGUGACAUAUAUUCUUCUUAAUUUAUCAGGAGCUUAUGAUGAAGAAGAAUCUGCAGCAAGAGCUUAUGAUUUAGCUGCCCUCAAGUACUGGGGAACAUCCACUUUCACAAAUUUCCCGAUAACAGAUUACGAGAAAGAGAUUGAGAUAAUGCAAACUGUCACAAAAGAGGAGUAUUUGGCUUCUUUAAGAAGAAAGAGCAGUGGGUUCUCAAGAGGGGUAUCCAAGUAUAGGGGAGUUGCAAGGCACCAUCAUAAUGGUAGAUGGGAAGCAAGAAUAGGGAGAGUUUUUGGAAACAAGUACCUCUACCUUGGCACUUACAGUACCCAGGAGGAAGCGGCUCGGGCUUAUGACAUAGCAGCAAUCGAGUACAGAGGAAUUAAUGCUGUCACCAAUUUCGAUUUAAGUACUUACGUAAGAUGGUUAAAGCCAGGAUCUGCCAACCAAAUUGCAACUUCUCAUGAAUCAGAGAUACUUACAGAGCCCCCCACAAUAUCAUCAUCUACACAUGCCAACUACACCUCAACAACAGAUGAAUCCUCCUUCUUCAACACCAUCCAUCCUUUUACAUCCUCUGAUCAUUACUUGAACUCUCCUCAGAAUCAACAGGUUUUCGAAACUAAACUCCCUCUCAACACCUCCAACAAGUCGUCUUCUUCUCCCACGGCACUUGGCAUCCUGCUUCGAUCUUCAAUAUUCAGAGAAUUGGUUCAGAAGAACUCAAAUAUCUCAGAGGAGGAAGAUACCGAUGGAGGAGAUGAUCAACAACUGAAGAGCCAACCACAGGUUGGUAGUGACGAUGAUAAGUAUGGUGGCAUGUUCUGCGAUGGAAUUAGUGAUAUCCCAUUUGUUUGCAGUUCCAAUGAAGAGAGCGUAGAGCUGCAGGAAAGAGAGCUCCACUUCAUCAUGUGAGUGACAAGUACUACUACAUGGGAUUUUGUUCAAAAAGCAGACAUGAAUUUGCUUACAAAAUUAAGUAUGCAGAUGUCUUGGAGCACUUUUAGUUUCCUUGAGUUCUGUCUUUCUUUGGUUUUAGAGAUAAGCUAGCUUGUUAAUGCACGAAUAGUUCCCUCACUUGUAAAUAGAAGGAGUUGGUUGUCUCAUAAGAUUAAUGAAUUAACGCACUAAGUUGAAUCAUGCAAGCCGGCAAGGAUUUUUCAUCUUAGGUUAAUGAAAUAAAUUCAAUUUUUUGUCCAGUACAGGGAGAGAAACUCCCAAAUGGAUUUCUACUUCAUGACUUCAAUGAAAACUAGCCUAAAACUUUCAGCUGUUUCUGUCUGAUUUUAUUUUCUCCUUUUCUUUCAUCCAACAUGAAUUUCAAACUGCAGUACCUAAAGAGUUAGACCUAAGAAAAUAUAAAAAUAUAAAAAUAAAAAAAACUCGAGAAAAAGGUGAUGAGCCAUGGAUGAAAAGUACGUUAAGGUGGCUUAAGAAAACGGAAAGUAACUUCAAGUCGUUUCAAGAAAAACAUGAAACGGAAAAUCAUUGGAGAAUAAUAUGAGAAGAUCGUUAAAAUGGCUUUUCUUGAAUUAUGUACCAUUCCUUCAAGGGGUUAUAUGGCCUUCUCUUUUGUCUUAUUGUUAUUAUUACUAUCAUUUUUUUUUAUAACCUAAGAAUAAUGCACCCUUCAUCUUUCUCCGUAAGUCUGAGGUCCAAAAAUAUUCCUCAGCCGCUUCGUAUUUAACCAAUUACCCAUCAAGAUUAUUGCCAUGGAUGCAUAUCAUUUAAUUUGUUUAGCAGAAGAUCUUCUAAAGAUAAUUCUGGCCAAAAUAUCCAGUUGCAGACCCCUUCCAACUUUCACCAUUCUAACAUUUCAAACUCUUUAAACACUAUUAUAACUUACUUUAUGCAACAAUUCUAAGACCACUGAGCUGAGUAAGGUUUUGGCAUUUCAAUUCACAUAAAUAACCCAUCACAAAACAAUCUCAACUCGAAAGUAUGAAGGAUGACAUGUUAGACUUGUCCCAGCUUCAAAUUUUUGGAACUCAAACCAACAUUCUAAUGCAUGGACUAGUUUGCCAUCUCAAGGAGUA